CCUCCCCUCCCCGCAGCGCCGGGACCAGCAGUGAGGACAAGCCCGGAUGCCCUAGCUCGGGAUGACUCGGCCGACAUCUCUGAGUGUUCAGUUGCCGCUGAAUAUGAUUUCAAGAACUGAUGUGGAGACAUCAACUUGUAAAAUGAAAGAACCAUUUACCUUCGAGAAAAAUGAAAGCAAGCUUCCACCACAUGACUCUUUGAGAAGUCCUGGAAGAUACCCUAGCCACCCUAACUUCAGGUUGAAAAGCCCUGAGAAUGGAAGCAAAAAGAACAAUUUUUUGCUUUGUGAACAAACCAAACAAUAUUUGGCUAGUCAGGAAGACAACUCAGUGUCUUCCCACCCUAAUGGCAUUAGUGGAGAAGUGGUUAGAGCCAAAGGAGACCCGCAGACAGUGCCAACAGGAAACUCACUGUCACCAUUGAAAGUUGGAAAUAAUUCAUCACCCAAAGAAAUAAAUAGUAAGCCUAGCAAUAAUGUGCCUCCUGCAAAAUCAAAAAAUAUAUACAAGUUGGUUGAGAAUUCGCUGUCCAUAAAUAAUCCAGCACUCUUCAAUUCCUUGGGACCUCCUAUUCGGUCAACAACUUGCCAUCGCUGUGGCCUGUUUGGUUCCCUGAGAUGCUCGCAGUGCAAGCAGACGUACUACUGCUCGGUAGCCUGCCAGCGGAGAGACUGGUCUGCACACAGCAUUGUGUGCAAGCCUGUUCAGCCAAGUCUCAACAAAGUUGAAGAUAAUAAAUCACCUUUUGAAGAGAACAUGGAAGUGAAAAACAAGACUGACUACCCACUUGGAGUUACUAAGGAAGUAGCUGUUUGUGCUGAUAAAAUAAUGUUUUCUGAUUUGAAAAGCCUACAACUCAGGAAAACCAUGGAAAUAAAGGGCACUGUUACUGAAUUCAAACACCCAGGUCACUUUUACGUGCAGUUGUAUUCUUCAGAAAUUUUAGAAUACAUGAACCAGCUGUCUGUGAGCCUAAAGGAAACCUAUGCAAAUGUGGCCCAUGAAGAGGACUAUAUUCCUGUCAAGGGAGAAAUUUGUGUUGCCAAGUACACUGUUGACCAGACCUGGAACAGAGUAAUAAUACAAGAUAUUGAUAUGCUGCAGAAGAAGGUACAAGUCUUAUAUAUUGAUUAUGGGAAUGAAGAAAUGAUUCCAAUAAACAGAAUUCACCAACUAAACAGAAGCAUUGACUUGCUUCCUCCUUGUGCUAUAAAGUGCUUUCUAGCCAGUGUUAUCCCAGCAGAGGGGAAUUGGAGCAAUGAUUGUAUAAAAACUGUGAAAUCGCUGUUAAUGGAGCAGUACUGCUCUUUGAAGAUAGUUGACAUAUUAGAGGAGGAAGUGGUUACUUGUGCUGUUGAUAUUAUACUGCCGAGUUCAGGAAAACCCUUAGACCAUGUGCUUGUAGAAAUGGGAUAUGGCCUGCAAUCAAAGGAACAAAAUUCUAAGCAGCAAAGUGCAGAUGAAAGCGACCCUGAAGGGGUUCGAAAAAUGACAGCUGAAAACAAAGUUGUUAUCGACAGAAGUGACCUGAUCCCCAAGGUGUUAGCCUUGGAUGUAGGGGAUGAGUUCUGUGGGGUAGUGGCGCAUGUUCAGACCCCAGAAGACUUCUUUUGCCAACAACUACAAAGUGGACAUAAACUCGCAGAACUUCAGACAUCCCUCAGCGAGUACUGCCGUCAGGUGUCUCCACGCACCGAUUUUUACCCAACCAUUGGUGACAUCUGUUGUGCUCAGUUCUCAGAGGACUAUCAGUGGUACCGGGCCUCCGUGUUGGCUUAUGCUUCCGAAGACUCUGUGCUGGUCGGAUAUGUGGACUAUGGAAAUUUUGAAAUUGUCAGUCUAACGAGACUUUGUCCCAUAACCCCAAAGUUGCUGGAAUUGCCAAUGCAAGCUAUAAAGUGUGUGUUGGCAGGAGUAAAGCCAUCAUUAGGAAUUUGGACUCCAGAAGCUAUUUGCCUGAUGAAAAAAAUUGUACAGAACAAAAUGAUCACAGUUAAAGUGGCUGAAAAAUUGGAAAACAGCUCUGUGGUGGAGCUCAUAGACAAGUCAGUGACGCCUAACAUCAGUGUUACGCAAGUCCUCAUAGACGCAGGCUUUGCCGUGGGGGAGCCGGGCGCAGUGACAGAGAAAGCCAGCGACGUGAAGGAGGCCGGUGUUCCCUUGGGUGUUGAAACAAACGUUAAUCCAUUGGAGUGGACGUGGGUUGAACUUGCAGUUGACCAAACAGUGGACGUUGUGGUCUGUGUGCUGUACAGUCCUGGGGAAUUCUACUGCCACGUGCUCAGAGAGGACGUGUUAGAGAAACUCAACGAUUUGAAUAAAUCACUAACAGAAUUUUGCCAGCAGAAGUUGCUUGAUGAUUUUAAGGCAGAAGUGGGACAACCUUGUUGUGCCUUUUUUGCCGGUGAUGGUAAUUGGUACCGUGCUUUAGUCAAAGAAAUCUUACCAAAUGGAAGCGCUAAAGUACAUUUUGUGGAUUAUGGAAAUACUGAGGAAGUUACUGUGGGAGAACUCCAGAUGAUCUCAUCAAAUUUUUUAAAUCUUCCAUUUCAAGGAAUACAAUGCUGGUUAGUAGAUGUCCAGCCUGGAAAUGAACACUGGUCUAAGGAAGCCAUUGCAAGAUUUCAGACGUGUGUUGCAGGCAUCAAACUCCAGGCACGGGUGGUUGAAAUCGCUAAAAAUGGAGUGGGAAUUGAACUCACCGAUCUUUCCACUGCUUAUCCCAGAAUAAUUAGUGAUAUUCUCAUUGAUGAACAACUGGCUUUAAAACCUAGUUCACCACAAAAAGACUUGCCAAAUAACAGACCUUUUUAUAAACAAGAUCUUCAAAUUGACACCCCAAGGCUCCAAGUCCUCUCCUCAGCUGGUCAGUGGAAAACAAUAGAAUUUCCCAUUAAUAAAAAGAUACAAGCGAACAUAUUAGAAAUCAUAAAUCCACACUUGUUUUAUGCCCUCCCAAGUGAUACGCAAGGCUAUCAAGAAAAACUGUAUGUAUUGACAGCUGAAUUGUUAGAAUAUUGCAAUGCUCAGAAAAGCCCAUCAUCCUACAAACCAAGAAUUGGAGAUGCCUGCUGUGCCAAAUAUACAAACGAUGGCUUCUGGUACCGGGCCAUUGUCCUGGGGACAUCAGAGACCAACGUAAAGGUCCUCUAUGCCGACUAUGGAAACACUGAAAUCCUGCCUCUGUCCAGAGUGCAGCCCAUCUCCUCUGGCCACCUGGAACUUCCUUUCCAGAUCAUUAAGUGUUCGCUCGAAGGUCUAAUGGAAUUGAAUGGAAGCUGUUCACAAUUAAUAAUUGAGCUACUAAAAAAUUUCAUGUUGAAUCAGACUGUAAUGCUUUCAGUAAAAGGAAUUAUUAAGAAUGUCCAUAUGGUGUCAGUUGAGAAGUGUUCUGACAAUGGUACUGUCAACAUAGGGGAUAAGUUGGUGAUGUAUGGUCUGGCAAAAAAUACUGCAUCAGAAAAACAAAGUGUUUUAAAUAAAGAGAAGACACAUGGCUUGGAUUGCUGCUGCUCGGAGUUACGGAAGCAGGUUGAAAAGCACGAACAGAUUCUCCUCUUCCUCUUAAACAAUCCAACCAACCAGAAUAAAUUUAUUGAAAUGAAAAAUUUGUUGAAAAGUUAAAAACAGUUUCUCCUGGAAAUAGACACUUGUGACAGCCAAAACUGGACUCUCCGGGAGAGAAAGCACCGCACCUGUGUUUCCUGGAACCUGCUGUCUGCCUUUUCCUUCGUGACCUUUUCCAUGCCUCCACUUCUGUUUGCUCAUGACUCUUCUAUUGGGUUGGGAAGUUUUAUCUUUGUUCUCUUAAGGUUUUCCUCCCAUGUAAAUCUUGCGUUAAAGAUUCAUGCCAAAUUCCUGGGAAGUAGGAAGGAUGCAUAGGGGGCCUUGUACUGUGUAUGUAACUUUAUUGCACCAAGUUACUGAAGAAGAUAGGCUUCACGUUCGUCCCAGGCUAGUUGCUAGAUACUUGCUUCUGUAACUUGUGUGACUUUUCUGUAGGUGUGAAAUAUUUCAUAAUAAAGUAAGCCCUGCUCUUCCUGUCAUCCCCCGACUCUUCCACACAA
Condylura cristata (star-nosed mole) is the source of this 4068-nucleotide messenger RNA. RefSeq names its product tudor domain containing 1 (gene TDRD1). The transcript has 26 exons. NCBI's taxonomy places the organism in Eukaryota, Metazoa, Chordata, Mammalia, Eulipotyphla, Talpidae. The record is from RefSeq and is a predicted model, not a curated record. The coding region runs from base 62 to 3625 and encodes 1187 amino acids. Gene Ontology annotation, biological process: spermatogenesis.